CAACCUUCUAUUUCUCAUCACACAAUCCUUAGUCGGACAACCCAGCAACCAGACAUUCAACUGCCUGUGUGCCUCAGCCUCCAACAGAAACAACCAAAGAUAGGCCAACACACAAGUGCCUGCUUCUGUCUUUCUCUCACAUUCACAGGUGGCAAAGAGAAAAUGGCAGUGCAGAUGACAGUCCGAGUUUCGGCCACUGCAAGACUUUCUCUUCCUUCUCUUUCCUCUUCCCCUUCUUCUCCUUCACCAUCGGGAGCGUCAUCCACUAGCAAAGUUUCUUUGAAACCCCAAUUUAAACCCGUCUCUCUAUCACUGCCAACAUCGACAGCCAUCUCUCUAUUGGCUCUAUUUUCACCUCCCCAUGAGGCCAAAGCUGUCAGCCUUAGCAAAGAACAGAUAGUCUCAUCUCUCACUGAAGUGGAGAAAACAUUGAAUCAGGUUCAAGAAGCAGGUUCAACUGCCUUUGGUACUGUACAGCAAUUUCUUGAUUUUUUAGGGAAAGCAUUGAAGCCAGCCAUAGAUGCAGGGAUGCCUAUUGCACAAAAAGCUGGAGAAGAGGCAUUGAAGGCUGCUUCUCCAGCAAUAUCUGAGGCGUCGAAGAAAGCCCAAGAUGCAAUUCAAAGCACUGGCCUUGAUACUGAGCCAGUUCUCAGUGCUGCUAAGACAGUUGCUGAUGCUGCAAAACAAACUACAAAGGUGAUUGAUGCAGCGAAGCCUUUAGCUUCUUCAACUUAUGAAACCAUCACAUCCUCCGACCCCAUAACAAUUGUCGGAACUGCUGGUGCAUUAUUUGUUGCAUACCUCCUCCUUCCUCCCAUCUGGUCUGCCAUCUCCUAUAGUCUUCGUGGUUACAAAGGUGAUCUUACUCCUGCUCAAGCCCUUGAUUUAAUAUCUAUGCAAAAUUACAUUAUGAUUGAUAUUCGGUCAGAGAAGGACAAGGACAGGGCUGGUGUUCCCCGCCUCCCCUCUAGUGCUAAAAAGAGGAUGUUUGCAAUCCCUUUGGAAGAGUUGCCAAGCAAAUUAAAAGGAGUAGUGAGAAAUGCAAAGAAAGUGGAAGCUGAGAUUGCAGCCUUGAAGAUUGCUUAUCUCAAGAAAGUGAACAAAGGUUCAAACAUCGUCAUCUUGGACUCCUACUGUGAUUCAGCAAAAAUAGCUGCAAGAACAUUAAAAAUUCUGGGAUUUAACAACUGCUGGGUGGUAGCUGAUGGGUUUUCGGGAAGCAGAGGGUGGCUACAGAGCCGACUAGGAACCGAUACAUACAACUUCUCUUUGGUGGAGGUUGUGUCACCAUCCCGGGUUUUCCCUUCGGCUGUCAAACGUAUUGGUACAGCCAGCACAAAGUUCCUUCCUGGCGCGGAAUAAUCAUUUGUUGCCUUGUCAAAUAAGUAGAAAAGAAAUGCUUGAAUGUGCAUUCUUUGCUUUAGAUCAGAGAUCUCUGUUUGGAAUAAUCUCUUGUAAUUCUUUCAUUAAUGUUGCAUCUUCUUUCUUCUCA
Molecule: messenger RNA, 1492 nt
Organism: Theobroma umbraticum
Lineage: Eukaryota; Viridiplantae; Streptophyta; Magnoliopsida; Malvales; Malvaceae
Gene: CAS
Product: calcium sensing receptor
Biological process (GO): cellular response to calcium ion; regulation of stomatal closure; de-etiolation
Source: RefSeq, a predicted model, not a curated record